This is a messenger RNA of Dreissena polymorpha, 3814 nucleotides long. RefSeq lists its product as uncharacterized. The transcript is spliced from 3 exons. Lineage: Eukaryota; Metazoa; Mollusca; Bivalvia; Myida; Dreissenidae. Gene Ontology annotation, molecular function: zinc ion binding. The coding region runs from base 301 to 1422 and encodes 373 amino acids. The record is from RefSeq and is a predicted model, not a curated record.
CUUUUAUACAGACAUACAAACUUGCUUUGUGAUUAUAGGACUGGUGAAUCCUUGUUAUCAUGAGAUAGAUUUUGAUUUUUACUUCCGUUUGCUUAUCAGAAUAAGCCAAACUGUGGAGGUUAUCGAAAGUGUAUCUGGUUUGAGUUAUAUUGAAUUCCUUUUGUUUCUUGACAUCCCACACGAGUAUUUAAUCUUUAUUUGUUUUGAAAGUAUUUAUGUGGUAAUUGAAAAAAAAAUGAUAUUUAAAUUAAACAAAAAUUGAGGUCUAACAAGAUUCUUUUCCUAAAACUAAAAAUCAAGAUGGCGACCUCUUCUCAGUCAACUGUUGGUAAAGUUAUAGCUAUUGACUUUUAUUGUUCGUCCUGUCAAAAGCAGGGCCAGUGGGCCGAGUUUUACUGCAAGAAAUGUCUAAAAUUUUAUUGUGUAAAAUGUAUUAUCAAGCAUGGUAAGAAGUUUGUGAAACAUGUGCCAUACGGAAUAGCAGAAAAAGACAAGUGGCCAGUGCCCAGAAAUGAAUUGCAGGACCUUCAUGAAGACAAACAUAUUGAAAAGUUUUGUUAUAUCAGAAUAAUUUGUGCUGAAGUAUCAGUGCAAGGUGACCCAGACCAGGUUUUCAGUGUAGAAGGAAAGUCAGAGUAUGAUGUGAGCAAACCAAGUGAUUCAACGUAUGACAUGGAUACCCGUGCCAUUUGUGCUCUCUCUGAUGAUCAGAUUCUUGUUGCAGAUAUCAAUAAUAAAAGACUUUAUCUACUAGAUCAUCAAUACCAGGUCGUGGGACAUAGUGAAUUAAGUUCUAUUCCAUGGGACAUUUGUCAAAUCGCACCAAAUGAAGUAGCUGUUGCUGUGGGGCUGAAUAUGACAUAUGGGGUACAGUUUUUCUCUGUAAAUGGUGGGCAGCUGGUUAAUGGCACAAUGUUUACGUGUCAACAUCAAUGUUUGGGUAUUGCUUAUAAUCUGCAACACCUGUAUCUCACUUCUGGCACUGCACUUUACAAGUAUUCAAUGAUUGGAGACCUGUUAAAUAAGUUAUAUGAAGAUACAUCACGUUGGCUGGGAUUGACAGUUUAUAAGUGUGCAGUGAGUCCUUCAGGUGACAAGAUAUUUAUCACCAAUUUUGAACAUGACAAGGUCCUCACCCUGGCCACAGAUGGCUCAGUACUCCACACCUUCACCGACCCAGACCUGCGAGGACCAGGUGGUAUUCAUGUUACUGAUCUGGGACAGGUGCUGGUUUCGGGAUUUUCACCAGGGAUUUUCACUAUCCUACAGCUGGAUGGGGAAGGCAAAAAGAAGCUGGCAACUCUUGCUACAGAGAGGGAUGGACUUUGUCGGCUAGAGUCAGUCUGCUACAAUAGGGGCACAGCAUCCAUCAUUGUGGCACGAGUUCUUAGCAACAAAAUCCUGGUGUUUAAAGUAAAAUAGUUUUGUUUCACAAGUUUCUGUUAAAACAUUCAACAUGAAUUCUUGGAGGGAUGGACUUGAUAUUGUAUGGUCUGUCUGAUCAAAAUGUUAGUAUAGCCACCAUCAUUGUGGGACAAUUGACAGGCAACACAUUUCUUGUGUUUAAAGAAAUAUAUAUGUUGUUUCGCAAAUUUUAUUAAAGAAAUAUAUAUGUUGUUUCGCAAGUUUUAUUAACAACUUUUUGGAAAAUGUACUUUCAACAUGUAUUCUUGGCAACACCAAAUUCGUAUUCAGUGUUAUGUUUCAUCACAUAAUGUGCCUGGAUGAUUUAUUUUGAUGCAGGGUAAUUUGAGAUCAUGAAUAUGUUUGAAAAAGUAAAUACACAAUAAAUUUCUUAACAUCAUUGAUCUCUUUAAAGUAAAACAUUCAAUUGCAUAAUUGUUGCUGAAUGAUUUAUUAUGUUGCCACACAAUUCAAUCAAAGUACUGACAGUACUGGUGUGACGAUGCUUUUGAAGAGGAUGGAUAUAAAAGCAUCAAUUUAAGUUUAAAUACACCAUAACCACAAUUGUGUUUGUGGGUACGAAAAUUUUGUGUAGGAAAAAAAAAUGGGUAUGAAUAUUUUGGGUACAAAAUUUAUGCCAAAAAUUAUGACCACAAUUGUGUUUGUGGGUACGAAAAUUUUGUGUAGGAAAAAACAAUGGGUAUGAAUAUUUUGGGUACAAAAAUUAUGCCAAAAAAAAUUUGGGUAGGAAAAAAAAUUUGGUUAAAAAGAAAAAUUGGGUAGGAAAACAAAUUGGGUACGAAAAAAAUUGGGUACAAACAAAUUUGGGUAGGAAAAAAACAACUUGGGGGGUACAGGGAAGAAGUACCCGUGGGGAACUUGAUCCAUUCAGCGAAACUGGGAGGCGGGUGUAACAUUCUCGAUAAAAAAUAAUAAGAAAGAUAUUCGAUGUGUAUUUUAUAAUGUACCACUUAUCUUUAAAAAAAGUUCUGUUACAGUAAAACGUUUGUGGGUUAUAACAUUACGUUACGUAGCAGAUAUAUUCAAAACUUGACAUGUUCUUCAAUUACACCAUGCUCUUUAAUUUCACAUUUAUAUCAUACCAAACUUUACAUUUCGUUGUUUCCUUUCCUAAGAUAAUGACGUUAUGUGUACGGACGUGAUUUCACAUGCCCAUGUGCAUGAAAAUAUUAUUUUUCUCUUUUGAUUAUUGUUUUUUCUCUAGGCAUGUUUGUUCAUUAAGUACGGCAAUAAUUUCAUGAUGAUUCCCGAAAGUAGGUAUGAGCACAUAGUCGAAUACGAGUUGAAUACAUGAGUUCGUGCAUGAACAUAUGGUAAGGUUAACUAAAUCUCUGCAAUAUAUGUGUUUAAAACAGAAAACAAUAUCCAACAAACGAAUGAAUUAUCAAACAUAGUGUGUGCACUGAUGUAGCUCUGUAAUUUCUGUUUGAAAAGUUUAUUAAAUAUGCAAAAUGAGAUAGCAUGCAUAAGAGCGAGUUUAAUAGAUGUUGCAGGGCUAUUAUGCUGUUUAUAUACCACUCGCUUUAACGUUUACAAACUGCAGGUUCGAAACAAUUCGUUUUCUUUACACUCAUGAUCACGUUAAACUUUAAUUAUACACAUUUUCAUUCACAAUUUAUUUACUGAAUCACGACACAUGUCAAAUGCAAUACAGAAAGUUGUUUCAUUGAUCUAUAAACAUAUAAUGGACUGAAUAUAACUGAUUUAAAAUUAACGUUUUCAAACUAUUAUUAAAUCUCUUUCCCACAAUAUGCUGUCCUAUUUAUAGCUGAGCUUCCUUAACCUUCAUCAAUGAUAAUCAGCGAGGUAUGCUGAUUAAAAAAAUCGAGCUAAUAAUCUCAAUCGGACUGGCUCGGUCUUUUACAUAGGUCGCCAUUGUGCAGAUUUUUUUCAUGGUAAGAUAACUUAGACGAGCUGCUUCGCAGCAUCGUCAAAAACUUGCUAUCACCUGUUGCACAGAAUCAACUGGAAUUUACUGUGAUGAUUUGUGUUUCAUUUGAAUUGUAUAUAAUCAGUGCAUUGUUGUAAUUUUGAUCUAUAUCUUGAAAAUGACUAACAUGUACUUACAUGAUUUACUUGCGGUGAUUGGUGAUGCUUUAUGUUAUUAUUGUGUACAUGUAAUUGUGUAAAGAAAAAAGAACUGCAGGUUACAGUUUAGAAGAGUGGGUUUUAUAUUUGCAUUUCAUUAUGAAUAACUGUUACUUUGUGUUGUGUGAUAAAAAGUAUUAAGCGUUACAUAGAUUAACAAUUAUGUAUUGUAUAGAUUUUUUCCAUCCUUGAUUUUAUUUUUAUUUUUUUAUUUUGGUUGAUAACAAUUUUACAUGUAUUUAUGUCAUAUGUGCCUGUACCUUUUGCUAUGUUUCACAGAAUAAAUAAACGCUGUCUUAGA